AUGCAGUCCCUCUGGCUACCAUCUCCUGUUUUUGUGCUCCUUCGCCGCGUCGUGAAUGUCUUCUCCACACUGUCCAUCUCCCAGCAAUAUCUCCGCCAAAGGUCGCAGCUCGUAGUCGAAGAUGCUAGAGAUGCACCAGAUGAGGGCACAAUGACCCUGUGGGAGGCCUUCAAAUACAUUAAAUGGCCGGGCUGGAUUAACUUGGAACGCGGUGCUCAGCCAAUAACUGUUACUCUGGGAGCAGACUUUGGCUCUGAGGCUAUAAACCAGUCGGAUAUCUCAGACCCUCCUGAUGAUAUUCCAUUAGCGAGUCCAUCCAUAGACACGCUUCAUCAACUAUUACGGAGUCCUGCGUUGUAUGACCCAGUGCGUAAACCUCGAUAUCCCAUUGCGUUAUGCCAUGGACUCUAUGGUUUUGAUGUACGAGGCCCCGCUGCAUUCCCUAUACUUCAGCAGCAUUACUGGUCCAACGUGCUGAAUAUUCUGAGGCAGAAAGUUGGCGCGGAAGUAUUAGUUACAUCUGUCCCGAGCACCGGAUCUAUCGCAUCUCGCGCGGAGAUUUUGGAUCGCUUUCUGCAGAACAAGGCACCUGGUAGAGGAAUCAACUUCAUCGCGCAUUCGAUGGGUGGGCUGGACUGCAGGCACUUGAUUUCGCACAUUAGACCAACAGACUACACGCCACUGUCGUUGACUACUAUAGCGACCCCUCAUCGCGGUAGUCCAUUCAUGGAUUGGUGUCGGGAAAAUAUUGGCCUUGGGCGUCUUCAGCAUAAAGGGCACGCAGCGACGAGUGCAAGUGGUCUGGCAGAAAUCGACGCCUCAGCUGGAUCAUCUCUCUGUCGAAAUUCACAGAAGCAAGUAUCGGACGAGAGGCCCUCUGAACCGAGAUUCACACUCUCACUGGCAUCAUUACCGUCAUCUUUCACAACGCUCCUUCUGUCCGUGCUCGACUCGCCCGCAUAUGCGAAUCUCACAUCCACUUACUUGAAUAAUGAGUUUAACCCAGCUACGCCGGAUCACCCAUCCGUGAAGUACUUCAGUGUUGCAGGCCGCAUCUCCGGCGUUGGUGUAUGGCAUCCCUUAUGGCUGCCGAAGAUGGUGCUUGAUGGAUUUGAAGAGCGCGAGCGCGAGCGGCUGCGCCAAGACGCGGACCCGCUAUGGACGCGUAAGGAUGAGUGGGGGAACGACUGUCUUGUGACAAUUCAAAGCGCGCGAUGGGGAGAAUUUCUGGGCGUAUUAGAGGGGUGUGACCACUGGGACGUGCGCGGCGCACGGGGCAUUGAAGUCGAUCUUCCAUCAGUGACUGUGCCGGGAUUGAACAAAGUUGGAGACGGAUGGAAUCUGGCCGACUGGGGUAAGUUCGUGCGUGCGUGGAAAAGCGAAGAGAAAGCUGCUGCAAAAAGCGCCGGCGCUGGGAUCAGUGAGCAGACACAUGAGAAGGUGCAUCAGAGGGUUGGGAACUACGAGAGGGAGCAUGCAGACGAAGUGCUGAAGUCUUCCACGGACAAGCUGUCGGCUGUAUUCGACUGGAUCGUUGAGCAGGUGCCGGCCAACCCUCUAACAUCGCUCGCUACUGCCGACGAAGGGUCAAGAUGGAGACUCCUCCCCGACUCCAACCCGACUCCCUGGAAGGAGGCACCACGGCAAGCUGCCUCGGAGGCCCUAUGGGUCAUAGAACUCAAACUAAAUCACUCGACUUCAGGACCCGUUCCAUUGCUGUUUAAUCCAACCAACUUGAUGCCAUCCUCCUUGUUCACGACCUUUCAUGUCUUGCUCAACACGCCAAUGAUGCCACCAGCCCCGCGGCCGGACACGCUGGAGAUACAGCUAGAAGAGUUACAUACAUCCCCAUUAUGGAGAUCCAGUUUCGAUAGUACGCUGUCGAUGGCCUCGUCGGAUAGUAACACCUCGACCCCAUUAGUUCCACCACGGUGCCGCGAAUCUGCACAGAAAGCUCGUUAG
Molecule: messenger RNA, 1962 nt
Organism: Fibroporia radiculosa
Lineage: Eukaryota; Fungi; Basidiomycota; Agaricomycetes; Polyporales; Fibroporiaceae
Exons: 6
Coding region: 1-1962 (653 amino acids)
Molecular function (GO): triacylglycerol lipase activity
Source: RefSeq, a predicted model, not a curated record